Messenger RNA from Hyposmocoma kahamanoa, 3381 nucleotides. Its product is annotated as ATP-binding cassette sub-family G member 1. NCBI's taxonomy places the organism in Eukaryota, Metazoa, Arthropoda, Insecta, Lepidoptera, Cosmopterigidae. Gene Ontology annotation, molecular function: ABC-type transporter activity; ATP hydrolysis activity; ATP binding. The transcript is spliced from 13 exons. Bases 353 to 2242 code for a protein of 629 amino acids. The record is from RefSeq and is a predicted model, not a curated record. Gene Ontology annotation, cellular component: plasma membrane.
CACGGUUGACGGACGUGCGAUGCGCAACGCUAGCGAGCAAUCGAAUAUCAAACAAUAGACGUGCAUUUUGCCGAUAGUGUUUUAAUUUUAUUUGACUGUUUUAUCGAGAGUGUUUGUAAAUGUUUUAUCAACUUGAAUGAAAAUUUUGUGACUGAUUGCACUGCACUAUAUUUAACUGGCGAAUGGAUCAGAAUCGACUUGAACUUGGUCAAAUAGUGUUAACGUAGAAGUGUCCCUGUCUAUUAUUACACGAAACUACCAACUAGUGGGGACUUUGACGAGCACCGUCGCGAAUACAGUGUAGAAAGUAAUGACAAUUGCAGUUUAAGUGAAAGUGUCUUUAGUGAAGAUAAUGGCGGGCGCAGACGAAACGUCCGUGUUGGGAGCGAACAACAAUGUGGUACCAUUACUGCCACGAUCCACUGUGCAGCUUGAGUUCCGGAAUAUUAAAUGUACCAUUAACUCCUUCUCAAUCAAUAAGCUGCGAUAUGAACAAAAGGAAAUUCUUAAAGGCGUGGACGGUUGUUUCAAGCCUGGUGAGCUAACGGCCAUCAUGGGCCCUUCAGGAGCUGGGAAGACGACACUUCUUAACAUCCUGGCCGGCUAUUCAACACGAGGCGCCAAAGGAGAGAUUUCAGUGAACGGUGUGUGUGCGUGCGCUUCCCAGGCGGCGGGCCGUGGCGGAGCUCGUUACAUUCGCCAGCACGAUGACCUCCGCGUGCACUUGACCGUGCAUGAAGGCAUGUCUCUUGCUGCUGCUCUUAAACUGGCCGAUUUCACGGCCCAUGAGAGGAAAGAGAAAGUAUACGAGAUUUUAGCAUUAUUAGGCUUAAGCGGAACAGCCCAAACUCUCUGCAGGGACUUGUCAGGUGGUCAGAAGAGACGACUGGCCGUUGCCUUAGAGUUACUGUCGGACCCCUCGCUUUUGUUUCUGGAUGAGCCCACCACUGGCCUGGACUCAUCCGCCUCAACAUCUCUGAUCGCACUUCUCAACAGUUUAGCAAGAGGUGGACGAACUCUGGUGGCCACGAUCCAUCAGCCAUCAGCGUUACUCUUCGAGAAGAUAGACUCUAUUUACUGCUUAGCACAGGGACAGACUCUAUUCAAAGGCGCCAGAGUAAAUCUUUUGCCAGCUCUACAGAAUGCUGGGUUGCGGUGUCCAGCUUACCAUAAUCCUGCUGAUUUUUUGAUGGAGGUAGCAUCAGGAGAUUAUAAUGUCGACCUAGAGAAAACAUGCAACACAAUGAUGCGAUUCAAACCCGAACCUUCAGCUAAUGGCAACUUCGAAGAUAAUGUUCCUACUAUACCCGCCUUGCCUAGCCCUAUGGAAAUAACCAGCGAACUGAAGUCAAAGCCGUUCCUAAGCAGUUCUAAGUACAGGAAGAACAAUUCGAAGUUCAUGUAUAACCAGUCAGGGUUACUCCGACAAACCUGGAUUCUUUUAUAUCGGAACUACUUAAUGACAACCAGGAACUACUCGCUGUUCAUGUAUCGAGUAGCAUGCCACGUCACAAUCGCGCUUAUCUUUGGCUACCUAUAUCUCGGAGUGGGCAGUGAAGCUAGCAGUGUACUUGGCAACUACGUGUAUCUGUAUGGUUCUAUGCUGCUCGUCGUCUAUACUGGAAAGAUGUCCGUUACUUUAUCAUUUCCGUUAGAAAUGGACAUACUGAAAGGCGAAUAUUUCAAUCGAUGGUACAAUUUAGGGCCGUACAUCUUUUCUAUAUUAGCAGUGGAGUUGCCAUUUCAAAUGUUGUCUUGCGUCUCGUACGUGGUGUUAUCAUACUGGUUGACGGACAACCCGUUGGAUCCAACGCGAGCAACCCUCUUCCUGGCCACUGUUGUCGCGACGUCACUAUGUGCUCAGGCUUGGGGAUACUUCAUUGGCUCCACAACGCCAACUAAGAUCGCAGUGUUUAUAGGCCCUGUUGUAGCAUGCCUGUUCUCCGUGUUUGGUUUUUGCCUAGCGUUACGGGACACGCCGUAUGCUUUCAAGUGGCUGCACCACAUAUCCUACUUCAGGGCCGGUUUCCACGUAGCCGUGCAUUCGGUUUACGGCUUCAACAGGACUAAGAUCCAUUGUUCUAAGGAAUACUGCCACUACAGUACACCAAGCAAGUUUCUCAUUGAAAUGGACAUGGCCCAAGUGGACGUCGGUGGAAAUAUGGCUUUAGUUCUAAUUACAACUGUGUUGAUGCACCUUCUCACCUGCGCUGCGUUAUGGUACCGACUCAAUAAGAGAUGAUAUGAUUGUUAAAAGAACUGAUUUAAGUUACCAUUAGGUCAUUCAUUUACUGUAAAAUGGAAAGACAUAGAUUAAUGCUAAGAAAUUAGUAGGCAAAAUAGUUCCUUAAGUGUUUCUUCUAAGGUGUAAGGUUUUUGUGUAAGGUUUCAAAAUCAUCAUUAACUAAAGAUAAUGAUGAUGUAUCUAAUGAUGAUGAUGAAUUUUGAUGACCUAUUCAUACCUCUUCGUGACGCAAUUGUUAUAUUUGUAUAAUUUGAUAAGAGUAGAUUUGAUAAAGAUUGACAAUUUAAAGAUAAAAUUUGACUAUUUAAUAACAUUUAUAUAAAAUAACUAUUAUAUUUUCUUUACAUUUAUUCAAGUCUGAAGGGUCUUCUGCCUUAUGUUUUUCGAAAUAUUUUGAAUAAAUGUAUGUGUGUAGGUCAAGAAUGUCUAAAGGCUUGAUUAGUUUUAACCAAGAAAUGGAUGUCCAAGACAACGGAAACAGGGCAGACCAGAAAGAGACAUAGUCUCGAUUCUUUCAAAGAAGGAUAGAGGAAGAGCACUCAAAGCCUUAAACUGUAGGACAUAAAUGAAUAACUUAUAUUUUUUUCACAAGUUUUUAAACAAUGAAUUCGUAUUUCUUCAUCAAAUCUAUUAUGAGUAAUAUACUACUAUUCUAGCACCGAUUUACUUGAGAUCACAAUUACAUAUUGUUAAAUAAAUAACAUAAUUUUGACAAUGGAACGUGCUGCGAUUAUGACGCGCUGUGUAGACGACGUUCUUAUUACUGAAAAAUAAAAUCCACACUUGGCUAAAUACGCCUAAGUGAUAUUACCGCCUGAAAUGUCUGUCUCAAAAGGCGGCCAUUAUCUUUUGCUAACUUUCCACAGUCACCUUUGCGGUAUACCUCAAAGGCCAAGAAGUCUCUUUUGGAACUAACAAGGAAAGCGAUCCUAGAUCCGAAUUCGACCCUAAUCUGCAUUAAGGCCAUCUUCCCACAGCCCGUAGCCCGCGCCGCGCGUUUCGCACAAACGCGCCUGGGAAGAAGGCCGCCCGAGUGUGCCCGUGCUCACCCGUGGUGGCCUGUUCGGAUCCUCCGCUCGUCAGUGACUUUAAAGGCGAAUGUACAAUACUUACGAACAAAACAUACAUACGAACUC